Pocillopora verrucosa is the source of this 2795-nucleotide messenger RNA. Its product is annotated as tyrosine-protein kinase Src42A. Gene Ontology annotation, biological process: innate immune response; cell differentiation; protein phosphorylation. Gene Ontology annotation, molecular function: ATP binding; signaling receptor binding; non-membrane spanning protein tyrosine kinase activity. The record is from RefSeq and is a predicted model, not a curated record. Lineage: Eukaryota; Metazoa; Cnidaria; Anthozoa; Scleractinia; Pocilloporidae. Gene Ontology annotation, cellular component: extrinsic component of cytoplasmic side of plasma membrane.
GCCGCCUCGCUCGGAGAAGUUUCCUAUGUAAUGUUGAUCUUCAAUCCACUGAGUUCGGCGCAGAAAAAGAAAGGAAACUCUGAAUUUAUAUUGCUUUACACGAGGGGCACUUGAGGCUUUGUUGAAUUCAUAACAUUUGCUUUAAAGUGAAGUUUUAAUAAGAAAGAUUCGCAAAAUAGUUAGUCGAUGGCAUGGGCUGUGUUUGCAGCAAACGAAAAAGACAAGAAGCAAACGGGAACUUUAAGACUUCCUCGAAAAAAGCUCAGAGCUUUGAUAAUGUGAACGCUGAUGAAAAGGAAACAGGGAAUAAUCAAACUUUACCAGCUCUACCUGACCUGCCUGAAAUCCCACAGCAGCAGGUCGAACCGAAACUCGUUUAUGUGGCGCUGUACGACUAUGAAGCACGCACAUCAGAAGACCUUAGCUUCAGGAAAGGAGAGAAACUCGAAGUGAUUAAUGGCAAUGAUGCUAUCAACGGAGCGGAUUGGUGGCAGGCACGUUCUCUGGUCACAGAUGCUGUUGGAUAUAUUCCUAGCAACUAUGUUGCUCCAGCGGCUUCUCUGAAAAGCGAAGACUGGUUUUUUGGCCCAAUUAAAAGAGUGGAUGCAGAAAAAAUGCUCCUAAUGCAUGGAGAUAGUGGAUCAUUUUUGAUUCGAGAAAGUGAAAGUAAACCAGGAGAUUUCUCUCUUUCACUGAGAGAUGGGGAAAUUGUGAAACACUACCGCAUUCGAUCCAUGGAUAGUGGAGGUUACUAUAUUGCUCACAGAGCUAAGUUUCCAACACUUAGUGAGCUUGUCGAGCAUUACCAAGAAAAUUCUGAUGGACUGGUCAUCAAACUUGAUAAACCUUGUCCCACAUUACAGGCUCCUGCCCCUAAGGACCUUGCUUACAAUACAAAAGACAAAUGGGAAAUUCCACGUGAAUCAAUUCGAUUGGUUAAUAAACUAGGCCAAGGGCAGUUUGGAGAAGUAUGGAUGGGACUGUGGAAUAACACCACUCCUGUUGCAGUGAAAACAUUACGUCCCGCAACAAUGUCACCAAAAGCAUUCCUUUCAGAGGCGCAAAUUAUGAAAAGACUUCGCCAUGAUAACCUGGUACAACUUUAUGCAGUGUGCACGCAGGAAGAACCAAUUUAUAUAGUAACUGAGUUAAUGGAGAAUGGAAGCCUCUUGGAUAUCUUGAAAAGUUCUGCUGGACGAGAGCUUCAACUUCCAGAGUUGAUUUACAUGGCUGCACAAAUUGCUGCUGGAAUGGCUUAUUUAGAAAUAAACAAUUACAUACAUCGUGACUUAGCAGCUAGAAAUAUUCUAGUAGGAAAAAAGAAUGUAGUUAAGAUUUGUGACUUUGGUCUUUCAAGAAUUAUUGAUGAGGGUGAAUACAAUGCAAGGGCUGGAGCCAAAUUUCCCAUCAAAUGGACAGCUCCAGAGGCAGCUUUGUUCAAUAAAUUUACCAUCAAAUCUGAUGUAUGGGCUUUUGGAAUUCUGUUAACAGAGCUGGUCACCUAUGGACGUGUCCCCUAUCCAGGGAUGGGUAAUGCAGAGGUGUUAGCUCAGGUUGAAAGAGGCUACCGCAUGCCUUGCCCAUCAAACUGUCCACCAAGUCUGUACACAAUAAUGAUGGAUUGCUGGAAAGCAGAUCCCAUGUCAAGGCCAACAUUUGAGACUCUUCAGUGGCGUUUAGAGGACUUCUUUGUCAUGGACACUACAAAUUAUGCAGAUUAUCCUGAAUAGCUUAAAUACAGUAAGAAACACUUGUAUAUUUUAAGAUAGAGUUGUAAAGCAUGUAUCAGCUUAUUGCAGGUAUGGAGUACAUGAUUUCAGGCUAAAAGCCUGUAGCUGAUAAUUAACUUUGAAUCAACUUUUCCUAGCAUAGGAACAGUCAGGAGAGGGCAUUAGAAAGAAAUCAGUAAGACGUCAUAUAAGGAAAUGAAUGAUUCUCAACUUGAAGUUGAUUCGGUGAAUUAACUGCUGCUGAAAAUUUCAGAGAUCUGUCAUUUGGAGUUUGAACUUAUUACAAUUUCUUCCAAGAAAAUUGUAUUGAAUUUCCCUUAGUGGGAGGUGAGUUAAUGAAGUAUCAGCCUCACUUUUUCAAUUAAGGAAGAUUGAGGUCUGACAAAAUUCAGAUAUUCUGACAAACAUCAAUCUUCUCUACUUGCAGUCAAGACGGUAAUUAAGUUUACUUGAUACACCACCUCACUUUACAGUUAAGUAAACAGUUUUCAAACUUAGUUGCUGUUAUUGUGCAAGGAUAUACUGACAGAUUCACAUCAUUUAACAAUAUUUAUAAGCAUCUGCUUUUUGUAGUUAUCUGUUUUGUUAGUGUUACAAAAACAGUUAUUUCACAAUAAGUUCAUGGAAAAUGUGAAGUUGAGGAUGACAGAACCUCUAUUUCUUUUAUCUCCCUCUGCCUUUGUAGACAGGCCAUGUUACUUAACCCUUUUACUCCCGUGAGUGACCAAGACAGAAUUUCUCCUUACAGUAUCAGUACAAUAUCAAGCAGACAAGUGAUGAGAAUAAAGAAAAAGAUCAAUUAGGGAUUAUAAGUUGAUCCAAUACCAAAUUCUCCAAACUAACCUCACAAGAACUGAAUGGAAGACAGUUAGAAGAAUUACUGAGCAGAUCUUGGGAGUUAAAGGGUUAAAUGUGCUGUAAAUGUCAAAUUCCACCAUAUUGCUUGUUAGGAAAUACUAAGGAUUUACAAGUAGUUCGCAAAUGUUUUCAUUUACCAAGGGAUAAUCUCAUGCAACUAUUGUCAAAAUCCACUCAGAUAAAUUCAGGACUUACAAAAACAUUUAC